GCGUGAGAAGAAUGUCAUGGCAACCAAGGUUUUGGGCACUGUCAAAUGGUUUAAUGUGCGUAAUGGAUAUGGAUUUAUUAACAGGAAUGACACCAAGGAAGAUGUGUUUGUACACCAGACUGCCAUUAAGAAGAACAAUCCAAGGAAGUAUCUUCGCAGUGUGGGAGAUGGAGAAACAGUUGAAUUUGAUGUAGUGGAGGGAGAAAAGGGAGCAGAGGCAGCUAAUGUAACUGGUCCUGGUGGUGUUCCAGUCCAAGGCAGCAAAUAUGCAGCAGAUCGCAAUUACAGGCGCUAUCCACGUCGCAGAGGUCCUCCACGCAAUUACCAGCAAAACUACCAAAAUGAGGAAGGAGAGAAGACAGAAGGACCUGAAGAACCGGUAGAUGGAGACGGUGCUAAUCAACAGCCCCCUUUCCGGAGGCGUCGCUACCCACCAUACUACUUCCGAAGACCGUAUGGGCGCAGACCAGGGUAUAACCCCCCACCACCGGGUGAAGGCGCAGAGGGAGCAGACAACCAAGGUGCAGGAGACCAAGCCAGACCAGUGCGGGAGAAUAUGUACAGAGGAUUUAGACCAAGAUUCCGCAGGGGACCACCUCGUCAGAGACAGCCCAGAGAAGAGGGAAAUGAGGAAGACAAAGAGAAUCAGGGUGAAGGAACCCAGAGUCAGCAGCCACCUCAACGCCGGUACCGCCGCAACUUCAACUACAGACGCAGACGCCCAGAAAAUCCUAAACCACAAGAUGGUAAAGAGACCAAGGCAGCCGAAACAUCAGCAGAAAACACGUCCGCUCCCGAGGCUGAGCAGGGCGGGGCUGAGUAAAAUACCGGCUUACCACCUCUACCACCAUCCGGUUUUGUCAUC
Nanorana parkeri is the source of this 865-nucleotide messenger RNA. It is a transcript of the gene YBX1, whose product is annotated as Y-box binding protein 1. The record is from RefSeq and is a predicted model, not a curated record. Lineage: Eukaryota; Metazoa; Chordata; Amphibia; Anura; Dicroglossidae. Gene Ontology annotation, cellular component: nucleus. Gene Ontology annotation, biological process: regulation of gene expression. Bases 17 to 823 code for a protein of 268 amino acids. Gene Ontology annotation, molecular function: nucleic acid binding. The transcript is spliced from 10 exons.